ACUUUGGAAUUGAAUGUACUCGGGCGCAGAAGAGGACAAAAAGAUCAGAAGUAAACCCCCUGAAACCAUCUUUGUUAUAAAAAAUUGAUUGUAAAGCUAGGAUAAGAGCGAUUUUACAACCGGAUGGAAGAUAUAAGUUAACUACAGUUGUGCUUGACCAUACGCAUGAUUUAAUUCCUAGCGACUCACGCCAUUUUCCAAUGAAUAAGAGGAUUCGUACUCCUGUGAAGAGAAGAUUAGAAAUAAAUGAUGAAGCAGGAAUAGGGGUAUCUAGGAAUUUUCAUUCUAUAGUUGUUGAAGCGGGGGGAUAUGAGGCAUUAACAUUUGAUGAACGAGAUGUAAGGAACCACAUUGAAAAUGCUAGAAGAUUGAGGCUUGGGGUAGGAGACGCCGAAUCAGUUGCAUUUUAUUUUCAUAGGAUGCAACAAGAAAAUUCAAACUUCUACUCUGCAAUUGACUUUGAUGUAGAUGGUCGCAUCCGAAACUUGUUUUGGGUGGAUGCAAGGAGUAGGGCGGCUUAUAAAGCAUUUGGGGAUGUUGUCUCAUUUGACACGACCUAUCUUACAAACAAGUAUGAUAUGUCGUUUGCUCCGUUUGUAGGAGUUAAUCACCAUGGAUAGUCAAUCUUGUUUGGUUGUGGGCUAUUAUCUAAUGAGAACACGGACACUUUUGUUUGGCUAUUCAAAGAAUGGUUGAAUUGUAUGUCAGCCACUCCUCCAAAUGCUAUUAUAACUGACCAGUGCAGAGCCAUGCAAAAUGCCAUACAGAUUGUCUUCCCAGAGGCUUGACAUCGUUGGUGUUUAUGGCAUGUAAUGAAGAAAAUUCCCGAGAAAUUGAGAGGAUAUUCCCAAUAUGAAGCCAUCAAAUUCGCUUUACAAAGUGCAGUCUAUGAUUCUUUCAGAAAAGAUGAAUUUGAUGGGAAUGGCAAACGAUGAUUGAAAAGUUUAGCCUCCAUGACAACGAGUGGUUGGGAGUAUUAUAUGUUGAGCGACAUAGGUGGAUUCCUGCCUAUGUGAAAGAUAUAUUUUGGGCUGGCAUGUCAACUACACAGCGAAGUGAGAGCAUGAAUGCGUUUUUUGAUGGCUAUGUCAACUCAAAGACUACUUUAAAGCAAUUUGUUGAACAGUACGACAAUGCAUUGAGAAGUAAGGUGGAGAAGGAGACCAAAGCAGACUUCAAAUCUCGAGAUAGAUUGUAUGAUUGUUUAACGGUGUAUGAGUUUGAGAAGCAAUUUCGUGCAGCCUACACAAAUGCGAAAUUUAAAGAAGUUCAGGUAGAAUUGAAGCGACUACUGUAUUGUCAUGCGAAUCUUGUGAAGGAGGAGGGAUCCAUUUGUACCAAUCAUGUCAAGGAAGCUGUGCUUGUGGGUGAGAAAAUUAAGAAAGUUGAAUUUCUUGUUUACUUUAAUUCAACUGAAUUUGAAAUGCAAUGUGUGUGUCGGUGGUUUGAGUUUAGGGGGAUCAUGUGUGCCCAUUCCCUUAGUGUGCUCAUUGAGAGGAGCAUAUAUGAGGUUCCUAAUAAGUACAUUAUGUCGAGAUGGAAAAAGAUUUGGAAAGAGGGUACACAUGUAUUCCAACAACAUACACGAAAUCCGGGGCUGCCCUCAAUGCAAAGGUACAUGAGAACUACCACAAGACAUUGGAUGAAAUUAUAGAAAUUGCUUCCAACGAUGAUGGUGAACACAAAGCCAUUCAACUUGGGUUGAGAGAAAUCAAGGAAAGAGUAAGAAAAGAUGAAUCUCGUUGUGCGAGUAAUGUGCCACCUUCUAGUAGUAUUGUUCCACCUUGUAGCAGUAAUGUGCUACCUUGUAGUACUACUCGCAAGGUGCUUAGUCCUUUGGUUGCUCGCCGAAGAGGCCGUCCAUGUACGAAACGGAAGGUGAGCAAGGUGGACGAAAUAGUGAAUCGGUUAAAGGGAAAGAAUAAAAAGGCAACAAAAGUGCAGGGUUGUAAGAUGGGUCAAUGUGAACCUCGUAAGUUGAAUUUCGGUUGUACGGAUGGAAUGAAAAAUAAUAUGUACGAUCAGGUAUGUGUUUCAUGGUCCACUCAAUUGGUUUUGUAUGGUAUUUAUUUAAAUGUUUGAACUUAUUAAUGAUAUUUUGU
This is a messenger RNA of Camellia sinensis, 2102 nucleotides long. Lineage: Eukaryota; Viridiplantae; Streptophyta; Magnoliopsida; Ericales; Theaceae. The record is from RefSeq and is a predicted model, not a curated record.